Chinchilla lanigera (long-tailed chinchilla) is the source of this 2225-nucleotide messenger RNA. RefSeq lists its product as uncharacterized. The record is from RefSeq and is a predicted model, not a curated record. Bases 166 to 2046 code for a protein of 626 amino acids. The transcript has 2 exons. Lineage: Eukaryota; Metazoa; Chordata; Mammalia; Rodentia; Chinchillidae.
GGGGCUUCCGUGGAGUUGUCUGAAGUGAGGCCUGUAUCACCGCCAGCGAACAGCCAGUAUUUUCCCUACUGGGCACUUGUUCAGUUUGGCUUCAUCCACCCAAAUACCUCCUGGAACAUCUCUUCAUUCUUAGCAUCUGCAGGUGCUGUAGCCCCUUCUCUAACCAUGUCAGGGAAGAAAACUUCCCCAGAGAUAGAGACAUCCUUGGAGUGGCAAGUGCCAAGCCAGGCACCAUAUGUGCCACAGCCUUUGGAGUUCCCUGAAUCAUGCACUAGCAGAAGUGCACAUUUGCUUGAUAGGAGCCCCUCAACUGAAGUUGGAGACAUUUCCAAGAGAGCUUCAUUGCAGACUUCCACUCACCUCUUGGCCUUGGAUACAACCCAGGAACAACCAGAGAAGCAGAACCCGGAUGAGAUGAGAAGCAAGCAUGCAAGGCUUCUAGAUGCCCAUCACAUCUUAGCAGGUAACCAAGAUCUGCCUCUACUCACCUUAGCGACCCAUGGCCCUCUCCAGCUGAUGCCCUCUGGUGAUCCUCCAAGCCAAGAAAAGUCUGGUUCUGAAGAUGCCCUGUGGAGCAAGUGCCACCUGAGUCUCCAGGACCCAGGGAAUCUUGACAAGGGAAGUAAGUGUAGUCCGGGGUGGGCAGAUGUUGCCGUCCUGGUGGAGGACAUUCAUCUUCCCCAGAUAUUUCAUCCCUUGGAAGAUCUUGACCAGUGCAAUCAUCCCACAGCCAUCAAAGCUGGAGACACUAGAGUCAUCAAGGUGAAUAAGGUGCAGGGGAACUCAGGCAUCCCAAAGGGUCCCUCACCUCAAGUGAGGAAGAACAAAUAUAAAACCUUCAGGCCAAUCACUGAAGCUCCUGAGGCUAAAGUCAGGCUGAAGGACCCUGAGAGCCUGGUAAGGGGAGAAGAGCUCAUUUGCAGUGGAGCAGCCAGUGAUAGGGCUUCCAUGGACAUGGCUAAGUCGAGGAACAGCAAACCCCUGAGUGUAGCAGCUAGCAGGAACAGCCAAGCUAAGGGUUGUGGGCAAGCUAGGGCCAAGAGGAUCAGAGAAAACAAAAGCAACAAACUCAAGGAGGAAGGAAAACCAAUCAUUCACUGCAUGAAGCGCAAGAGAAACCAAUUCGCAAUGGGCCAAGAGGCCUUUAAAAUGCCUCGCACCUGUCUAGGCAUGCAUAUGCUUGAGUCUGUGCAGGUUUUCCAUCCAUUAGGGAGGAAGGCAGAUAAGAUAGCAGGCUCUUUUCCCUCCUGGGCACUAGGAAAACUGAGUAUUACCAAAGACCCCAAGACAUCACCAACAUCCAAACCAUAUCAGAGGGCCCCACAGGAGGGGAAGGGGCUUGAGAAUGCUCAAGAGUGCUCCCAGAACCAACACAGCAGUGCCAAAACAGAGGAUUCAUCUGCAUCUCUGUGUAAGUUCCCACCACCUGGACAGGUGAAGUUAAUACCAUUGCGCUUUCCCAGCCCAGAAAAGCUUCAAGCAAGACCUGUUUCUAGAAGGGCACAGCGUCCAGCCUCACGGAGACCCAAUGCCACUUACUCCGUCCAGGCUGCUGCUACUAAUAGCACAGCUCAGCCCUCCAACUUAGCAGCUGCCCACACCUCUCUGCUGAGUCCUGGCAAACCAACUCAGCCAGUCCUGGAAAAUGCCAGUCAGCCACACUGGACCACUUCAAAACAGCCUGGGCUUUCUCAGUCUGCAACAUCUAAGCCUGCACCCCAGGAAACAGCACCUUCUGCCUCUCUCAGAAGGGGGCCUGUUGCUGCUGCAGUGACCAAGCACAAGCCCCUGCCUCAGUCACAACAUCCAUUUCUCCUCCAAGACUUCAGCCACCAACCCAUUCCCUGGAGGGAACCCACCGUGCCUCAGCCGGUCAUGUCCAGCCCCAUUAGAGCAGAACAGAGGCCCGAGCGCGAAGCCCUGAAGAAACAGGCUCAGCAAGAGAGAGAGUUGGCUGCCAAAUGCACCUCUUUAGGGAAGCUGCAGUUCUUCAGGCAGAGGGAGAAAGACAGGGAAAUUGCCCAGUACUACGGGUAUGCAAGAUGAGAGCCAGCAGCACUGCCCAGCCACCUUGGCCUCCACGGGAUUAUCCACGUAGAUAUGUAGAAAAAUAAGUAGACAUUUGCUGAUUCCAAUAUAAUGUUGAAGGUUAACAUAACCACGUCCUGUUUAAGGGAGGAGUACCGUAGAAGUGAUAGUAAAUAAAGCACCCUUUUGCAUUCUGA